UAAGACCCACUCUUGGAGGGAAGUAGGAUCUAGGGUCAUCCUUGCUCCACCGAAAGGUUCUGUCAUGGUGGACCUAUUCCUGGGUAAGGUUCUGGUGAAGAACAACAAGGACCGGGACGAGCUGGACACAGAUCGCGAGGUCACCCUGAGGCUCCAGAACCGCAUCGUGAUGCUGUUCUUCGGCUCCGGGGAGUGUGGAAGGUGUCAGGACUUCGCUCCGACCCUCAAAGACUUCUUCAAGAGGCUGACGGACGAGUUCUACGUGGAGCGCUCGGCUCAGCUCGUCCUGUUUUACAUCUCGCUCGACGCCUCCGAGGAGCAGCAGGAGGAGUUCCUGAAGGAGCUGCCCAAGCGCUGCCUCUUCCUGGCCUUCGAGGACCCCUACAGGAAAAAAUUAGAGGCCAUGUUCGAGGUGAAGGACAUCCCCACGGUGGUGGUGCUACGACCCGACUGCUCCGUCCUCUCCCCGAACGCCGUGACGGAGAUUCGAACCCUGGGAACGGACUGCUACCAGAACUGGAGGGAGGCGGCCGAGCUGGUCGACCGCGACUUCCUGAUGAACGAGGAGUACGAUGAGAGCGAGCGUCGCAGCUUCACCGACGUCAUCCGCCGACAGAAAUACAAAGUGGAGGAUGAAAAGAAGAAGAAGAGGAACGAGGACCACAGAGAGGACGAGGGAAACGAUGGAGGACCUUGGAGUUAGGACUUUAUUAUUUGUGUUAUUGGAGUCUAACUGGUGAAGCUGGUGGGAGAUCCUAAUUUACGCACAGCAGAGUUUUUACUGUCCAGUUGUACAUUAAAAGUUUUGUAUGUUCUUCCUCUAACUGUGUGGGUUUAUUCCAGCCUGAAUUCUGUUUUUGUUCUACUGACUAAUAAUAAUAAUAAAGAUAAUAAUAAUAAUAAUAUAAUUAAAA
Trichomycterus rosablanca is the source of this 914-nucleotide messenger RNA. It is a transcript of the gene nxnl1, whose product is annotated as nucleoredoxin like 1. Gene Ontology annotation, biological process: photoreceptor cell maintenance. The record is from RefSeq and is a predicted model, not a curated record. The transcript is spliced from 3 exons. Gene Ontology annotation, cellular component: mitochondrion. Lineage: Eukaryota; Metazoa; Chordata; Actinopteri; Siluriformes; Trichomycteridae. Bases 65 to 703 code for a protein of 212 amino acids.